AAGGAGGGAAGGCGAGCUGUUCACCAAAUAACGAAAGAGGGAUUUAAAGUAGCACAACGAGGAUUACAGGAAUAUUUUGAUGCAGAGUUUAAUAGUAUGCGAACUGGUAUGUUUGGCUUAAAUGAUUACUACUGUUACAAGGUUGUUAUUACUAAAAAUGUUGUAUACAUAAAACAACCUUCUUCGAGUGCGGUUACGCAAGCUCGAUCGGAAACAUCGGAAAGCCAAGAUUACCAAAAAGUGCAAAAAGACCUCAACUAUAAAGAAACAUUUGAUGAUAAUGGAGAUAUUAUAACUGAUGGUACCAGUGAUGCCGAUGUGGAUGAUUUCGAUUUGGAAGAAGCUUUCGAAAGGUACUGCACCUCACAACUGACAAAGAUCAUUCCAGAAGUAACGUGGGAGAAAUUUAUCUUGGAUACGUAUCCUGAUUAUAAAAUAUCAGAAAAAUGGGAAGAAUCAAUACAAAGUUUCUUCAAGCCAAAAGACACUUUUGCCGAAUGGGAGAAAACUUGGCGCGGACUUUUUGACGAAAAAGAAAUAUUGAAGCUUUUAAAGCACCGUUUAACAUUAAAAUCCAGCGAUCUUGAAGAGAAACAAUACGGCGCACAAUUUGUAAUUCCCGUUUUAAAAAACACACUCAAAGCUGUUUGUGACGUGGAUUGGAAAGGUCUUGAUGUUCCAAUCAGAAGCAGUAAAUAUCGACGUAAUUAUAAUAUCAACCCAUUCAUCGAUAAAGUUUUAAGUGCAAAACGUGCGGACGGCCUGGCUCGCCUCUGGAGAAGCCAGGAAGAAAUAUUCAUAUAUGAACAGACAGGACCGCCGGAUGUUGAUGAUAUCACUGAUUUUUACAUCCACGAUUAUAAGUUGGUUCGAACUAUGCGUGAUGUCCUGAAUCAACGAAUAAUUCUUUGUCUCCACAACGGUAUAAAAGAUUACAAUAACUUGGCGAGUUUUGGGGCUCUGGGACAUCGCGAUGAAGUCUCUUUGCUUUGGUGCACGAUUUACCCAAAAUCAUAUUGCUUACGCGAACAUGGUUGUUUUCGUAUUCCCGCAAUAUGGCAAGAUCUUCCCGUUUUAUCCGAGGCAAUAAUAUCAUGCUUGAAAUAUUUUUUCUUCAUGAAAAACAGCAUAACGAAAAUUGAGCCACAUAUCGAACAAAAAUUGAAAUUACUUGCAAAGCGGAAGGUUCAUAUGAUAACGCCAAAUUCAUCAACACCUGAAAAAUCAAAAAAGCAAAAUAAUUGA
Paraglomus occultum is the source of this 1245-nucleotide messenger RNA. NCBI's taxonomy places the organism in Eukaryota, Fungi, Glomeromycota, Glomeromycetes, Paraglomerales, Paraglomeraceae. The record is from the annotation of a GenBank genome assembly.